AUGGUCAGGCGAUCCUAUGUGUGUGGAAGAAACGGUCUCGACGCCUCCAGCUGGAGUGCAAAACAAGUAAUAGGACCCCCUAAUGUCUAUCCUCAGUAUCUAGACAGUCCUUCGGCUUGGAGUAUUGGAAAAAAUAAACUUAACUCCAGAACAGAAUUUCUUGAGCUGGUAUUCACCAAACCAGUCAUCGUUAAACGAGUCGACAUUUAUGAGACCUUCAACUCGGGCUCCGUGACGUCACUUGAAGGUCUGCAUUUGUUAGACGACAACUGGGUUAUCUUGUGGUCGACGGUUCGAGCUCAACAUAUUAAAGCAGCAAGGAUAUUUAGUCCACAACUUAACGUCACAAACGUAUUUACUAACGUCAUUCGAAUCAACAUGGAUGCAUCCGUCUCGCAAAGUUAUGUGGAGAUUGACGCUGUUCAACUGGUGGGAACUUGAACUAAAACAACCAAUUUCUGAAUGACGUUCGGAAAUACGACGAUAUCCAACACUUAUUCUACUCUUUAAUGUCAACAUGUUUUCAUGAAUUUAAGCUUGUUUUAGCUUGAAACA
Dreissena polymorpha is the source of this 555-nucleotide messenger RNA. RefSeq lists its product as uncharacterized. The record is from RefSeq and is a predicted model, not a curated record. The transcript has 5 exons. NCBI's taxonomy places the organism in Eukaryota, Metazoa, Mollusca, Bivalvia, Myida, Dreissenidae. The coding region runs from base 1 to 441 and encodes 146 amino acids.